This is a messenger RNA of Poecilia reticulata (guppy), 1118 nucleotides long. RefSeq names its product peptidylprolyl isomerase B (cyclophilin B) (gene ppib). NCBI's taxonomy places the organism in Eukaryota, Metazoa, Chordata, Actinopteri, Cyprinodontiformes, Poeciliidae. Gene Ontology annotation, biological process: protein peptidyl-prolyl isomerization; protein folding. The record is from RefSeq and is a predicted model, not a curated record. Gene Ontology annotation, molecular function: cyclosporin A binding; peptidyl-prolyl cis-trans isomerase activity. Gene Ontology annotation, cellular component: cytoplasm; intracellular membrane-bounded organelle.
UCCCGUAGGUCGCAGACCCUCCCCUCCCUGAAAGCUUGCGCUCUGUCCCUCCCACGGAGGUUAUAUAAAGCUAGCUCAACCAACUGUCUCCUGGCUAAGUCUUUCCCCCCUUUCUCUUGUUGAUGGUGAGGUUCUGUGAAAGAAGGAUGAAGUUCUUCGUAGCUGUAACGGUCAUUGUGGGAUCACUGCUGUUCCUCGGUUUCCCUAAUGGCUCUUCGGCUGACGAGAAGAAGAAAGGCCCCAAAGUAACUGCAAAGGUUUACUUUGACAUCAGAAUCGGAGACGAAGAUGUGGGAAGGGUCGUCAUCGGUGUCUUUGGCAAAACUGUUCCCAAAACAGUCGACAACUUUGUCGCCCUGGCAACAGGAGAGAAAGGAUUCGGUUACAAGGGCAGUAAGUUCCACAGAGUCAUCAAACAGUUCAUGAUCCAGGGCGGAGACUUCACCAGAGGAGACGGCACGGGAGGCAAGAGCAUCUAUGGAGACCGUUUCCCUGACGAGAACUUCAAGCUGAAGCACUACGGCCCCGGCUGGCUUAGCAUGGCCAACGCCGGCAAAGACACAAACGGCUCCCAAUUCUUCGUCACCACAGUGCAGACGCCGUGGUUAGACGGCAAACACGUAGUCUUCGGCAAAGUUCUGGAAGGCAUGGAUGUUGUCACAAAAAUCGAGAACACAAAGACAGACGGUCGCGACAAACCUCUCAAGGACGUCACCAUCCACGACUGCGGCAAGAUCGAGGUGGAGAAGCCAUUUGCAGUCGCCAAGGAGUAGAGCGCAACUCGUUAAAACGGGCAGGUGGGGAGGGGGGAAACGGACAGGGGUCGUGAUGUUGGCGGAAUUAUGCGGGCCACUUUUUUUUUUCUUUUUUUGUUGUCUUUUUUUUUUUAUUGUCAGUAAGAACGCUGCAAUCUGGAGGGGAAGAAGAGGGCACAUUCUGCGUUGGUUGGCUGCCAUCUUAAUGCACCAGAACAACGUUAAUGCAGUCAUGAGUCUGGGUCCACUUUACCAACAAGCAUUCCAAGGUGCACUUAACUGAUCACUGUUGGGCUAUUUUGUAAAAAAAAAAAAAAAAGAAAAAUGACGGGGAAAUAAAGAUUCCAUGUUUUGGUAAAUCAC